AUGAAACAAGACGGCGCUUACACGACGCCUUACCUCUGUGCUGAAUUUAACUUAAGACCUGCUUCGUGGACUACGGAUGAUGUGUAUAUAGUUGGGUUUACCAACUUUGGGAUCACAUACGCCAAUGAUGCAAAUGGUAUAGGAAGAGUCUAUUUUGUAUAUAGAGACACGUCUUCUGUUAGACAGAAAACGGAGAUCUUAACUGCGACAUAUUACGAGUGGCACAAAGUCUGUUUAGCGUCGAGUGACUCGACACAUGUUGGUGUCUACGUCGAUUCAGAAACUCAGUUAAAUCAAAGUGUCGAACAUGCGACUAUGACUUCGAGUGAUAUGGAGUAUUAUAUAGUCUUGAUGUCGUAUCCAAUAUCAGGCAAACCCGGGACGGCAAAUGUCGGGACAGUGUCUGGAAUAGUCUACGGAGAUACUCUGUUGACUGUUGAACAACUUAAGAGUUACUUCUCAAAUAACAUAGGGCCUCUUGGGAAUAAAUUUGCACUUGGGACUCGAUACAGCGGAUACACCACACAAUUGCUUAAAAUGAGCUUCACAAAAAACACGGGGAACGUCAGCGUUUUGUCGCCAAAUUUUGGACUUCCAAUGAUCGACGACGGGUGUUACGAGACAGCAAAGGAUACAUUGCCGAUACAUAGCACUGUAAUUCCAAUAAAGAGUGUCGAUAGUACUACAAUCAGCCAAUUUAAUCCUUCUAAUGCGUUUACUAUUGAAAAUGGUGUUAUUCGAAUGGAUGCGGAAGAUUACUUCUUACUCAAUGCCGUCAAUACAAACAACUUGAGAAACUUGAAAAUAGAAAUCGACUUCCAAGGAAUAUUUGAAAUUGAUUUUAAAUAUGGAGAAGAGUGGGUCGAGGGAAUCAAACCGAAAAGUCUGUUGUUCACACCAAAAGCUACUUAUUAUCUUCCAUAUUUCUUGAUGGGCGGAUCAACAGAUUUGAAGGUCAAAUGUGUUGCUCCGGGCACUGGAGAGACUCUGUGUGUCUUGAAAGAGUUGCGUGUGAUUGAAGAGAAGUGCGAUGUGUAUUCUGAAAAUAUGUUUUGUGGAGUCGACAAGACGUGUGGCGUGUGUAUUUCGUCGAGUUGUGUAGCCAAGAAUUACUGUGUUAAAACAUUCAAUUUUUCAAAUGAAGUGACCUUAAGCGCAACACAACUGCAAUUGAAUUCAGUUGAAAAUACAGACGUUUCUCUCGUCACAACGUCACUCUCUGCAGUGAAAAUAUCAAAAGGUAAUGAUCAAGUCUUGGGCCAAAAAGUUCAAUACUAUCGAUUUGAAGGAACAAUAGGGUUAAUCGAAAUUGGCGAUUAUAAAGUGCCGAGUGGCUUUGGUCGUCUUACGAAUGAAUAUUCUUUGUUUAUAACUGUAAAGCUGAGAGAACUUUCAGACGGUUCAUUCUUUGUAUCUUCUGGGUAUUACCAAACAUUGCAAACGAUGGUGUUGAGUAUGAAAAGUUCGAUCAUUUCAACUGCAAGUCAAACGGGAACAAAAAGUGCUCAAGCAGAUCAAUGGAUGACUCUUGGCAUUCAGGCAAACACCACACACUUUAAUGUCUUCAUGAACGGUAAUAACAUCUUGAGUGAAGAAAAUGUGACUGCAGUCGACUAUUUGAACGCAAAGACAAUCCACUUGGAGUCUUUCAUUCACAAGAAUUUUGAUAUCACGUCCGUCCAAAUCGUCCCAUUUUAUAUGUCAGACGUUUUAAUGAACAAAUACACUGCUUUUAAGUCUUUAGUGUCGACAACGUGUACCACUCCAUGUACCCUUCCUGCCGUCUGUUUUGACGGGAAGUGUGUUUCAAAAUUUGAUAAACAGUGUGCUCUCCAUUGCAAUGAAUGUGUUGAUGGGAAGUGCAACUCAUGUCUCUCCAAUUAUGAUCUUACCAAAGACUGUUCAUCAUGUGCAGAAGGGUUCUCAGGCGAGUUAUGUGACACGUGUGCAGAUGGGUAUAACGACUAUCCAGCCUGCACCAAGAAGUCCAACACUGGAAUCAUUGUUGGUGUUAUAGUUGCUAUUGUAGUUAUUAUAGUUAUUAUAAUAGUAGUCAUUAUAUUAAUUAUGGUAUUACUUCGAUACCUCCGGAAGCAUGCCGAGAAGGUUGAGCAAGAGACUGAGCUCAAAGCUGUUGAGAACAAUGGGCAGAGUGUGUUACUGAAGGAAGCGAAGAAGAAGAAAGUAGUAGUGAAUGAUGAGACGUUAGUUGAGUUAGGAACGUACUUGUAUAUCACAAAGACUAAGCUGACAUUCAAUUUACACGGCGAAGAGCCUAACAUCGACACACCACUCUUAGACCAAGUCGUAUUCAAAAAUAGAACAGACAGACAGCUUGUCAUUUGGAUACAAUGCCCGAAGAAAGAUAAGUUCUUCUUGCAAUGCGACGUCGAGAAGAAGAUCAUUGACCCAAACAGCCAGAUCCAAGCGAAUUUUGAAAUCCAGUUACACUGCAACUGCUCAUGCAAAGAAGAAAUUAAUAUCAAAAUCGAGACGGUCAACACACACGAAUGCGAGACGGGGAAUAUCAGACUCGCAGUUGCGACGUACAACAGCAAGAAAAUCGACUUCGACGAAAUCGAGUUGAAGAACCCGCCACUAGGUGACGGGGCGUUUGGUGUGGUCUACCGCGGGACUUACAAGGGGAUUGAAGUUGCUGUCAAGAAGUUGAAGGAUAGGUCGGACAACGAAGGUGCGAAGAAUGAGUUUAUGAAGGAAGUUUCGUUGUUGGACAAGUUGCGAGGGCCCUAUAUAGUCAGUUUUGUGGGAGCGUGUUAUCUACCCACGAAGAUGUGCAUAGCGAUUGAGUUUGCACCUGAUGGGUCUUUGGGUCAUGUGAUGAAGAAGAAUACGUUAACAUACGAACAAAAGGUCAAGUACAUGUUGGACUGUUCGAAGGGGAUGACUAUGAUGCACACGUUUAACACUAUACAUAGAGAUUUGAAGCCAGACAAUUUGCUUGUGUUCUGUAUCGACCAGGUCACGACACGGAUUGUGAACUGCAAACUCACUGAUUUUGGGACAUCAAGAGGAGUCCAAGAGUUUGAAGAGAAUUAUACUGUUGGUAUUGGAACACCAGUAUACAUGGCGCCAGAGAUUCUGGAUAAGAAGCCAUACACUGUUACUGUCGAUCAAUACAGUUUUGGAGUGAUGAUGUACGAGGUCUUCGACCAGACUAAACCAUAUAAAACAGACCAAUUUAAAACCCCUUGGGACGUCGCUAAGUUUGUUGUUGAAGGGAAAAGAUUACCAAGAAAGGAGGGGAUGAGUGAGGGAUACUGGGAAAUCACUUCUCGAUGUUGGGAUGUUGACCCAGCGAAACGACCCGAGUUCAAAGAAGUCGCUUUGUUACUCCAAAAGGAAUUGUCACUAACAGUACCUGAAUUUGCUAUUGAAGAAGGGCAGAGAGUUGAUACACAAAUGUCAUUCUAUAAGAAUCCAAGUGAAAAAACGCAGACAUCAACAACAACAACAACGUUGACAAAUACUAAUACAACUAAUAUCGCUUAUAAAACAGGAGACUCAACUGUAUCAAAAGUCAUCAAUACGACAACUUCCGAGUUUGAUGUUAAUUAG
This is a messenger RNA of Entamoeba invadens IP1, 3576 nucleotides long. RefSeq names its product serine-threonine protein kinase, putative. Gene Ontology annotation, biological process: protein phosphorylation. Gene Ontology annotation, molecular function: ATP binding; protein kinase activity. The record is from RefSeq and is a predicted model, not a curated record. The transcript has a single exon. Bases 1 to 3576 code for a protein of 1191 amino acids. NCBI's taxonomy places the organism in Eukaryota, Evosea, Mastigamoebida, Endamoebidae.